Molecule: messenger RNA, 1226 nt
Organism: Phoenix dactylifera (date palm)
Lineage: Eukaryota; Viridiplantae; Streptophyta; Magnoliopsida; Arecales; Arecaceae
Product: vacuolar protein sorting-associated protein 32 homolog 2
Biological process (GO): vesicle budding from membrane; late endosome to vacuole transport via multivesicular body sorting pathway
Cellular component (GO): cytoplasmic side of plasma membrane; ESCRT III complex; multivesicular body
Source: RefSeq, a predicted model, not a curated record
AAGAAAUCGAUCGUCUGCUUCAAAUUAAAUAGGAUUUUUUUUUUUUUAAUCUUGUACUCCAACCUCUACAUUGGGAAUGUAGGCCGGUUUCUCAUUAGAGGGUGGGUGUUACGAAUACCGUCAUCCGUCUCUCUGUCCUACAUUCUGUACCUCCUUCCAAUCCAAAUCGGAGAGAGAAAGAGACAUCGACUGCAAAAGGGACGCCUUUUUGUUCCCCUACUCCUCGCCGUGGGGGGAUUUGAAGAUCCCUCUCCCGUCUUUUCUCCGGUAGCAUACAAAGCCUCGCCUCGCCCCCGCUCGACCUGAAGCGGGCGCUCCCAAUCUCCCCACGGUCUUGUUAUCCUGCCGUAGGUGGGCUUUCUUCGAAGUGAGCUUUUAGAAGCUGGCAACCAUGUUUAAUAGGCUCUUCGGAAAGCCCAAGGAGCAGGCCAAUGCUUUAACCACUCUCGACAAGUUACAUGAGACACUUGAAAUGCUCGAGAAAAAGGAGAAAGUUCUUGAGAAGAAAGUUGCUGCCGAAGUUGAAAAGGCCAAGGAGUUCACAAGAGCAAAGAACAAAAGAGCUGCAAUACAAUGUCUGAAGAGGAAAAGGCUUUAUGAGCAACAAAUUGAGCAACUUGGAAAUUUCCAAUUGAGGAUUCAUGAUCAGAUGAUAAUGCUAGAAGGUGCAAAAGCUACAACAGAAACUGUUGAGGCGUUGAGAACUGGGGCAGCAGCAAUGAAGGCUAUGCAGAAAGCAACUAACAUUGAUGAUGUUGACAAGACUAUGGAUGAAAUCAACGAGCAGACAGAGAACAUGAAGCAGAUCCAGGAAGCACUAUCUGCUCCUAUUGGAGCAGCAGCUGAUUUUGAUGAGGAUGAACUGGAAGCAGAACUUGAGGAGUUGGAGGGAGCUGAGUUGGAGGAACAACUUCUUCAACCUGCUACAACUGCUCCUGCUGCACCAGUACAGUAUGUUCCAGUAGGAAGACAGCCAACUCGCCCUGCUCCACAGAAAAAUACAGCUGAAGAAGAUGAACUUGCAGCACUACAAGCUGAAAUGGCUCUGUAGUCAGGUCUGAUUCUUGAGAUAGACAAUACUGUAAAAAGUGAUUGGAUUGUACUUUAUAAUGGAGUUUGUAAUGGAGUCUGCUCCAUAUUGCAACAUUACAUUUCCAAUGUGUAUACUUUUUGCAAAAUGUUAUUGGCGGAGAAAGAAAUGAUCAUUUCCUUAGCUUCUUAUUCUA